ACUUUGGUUUCUUCACAACUUAUGACUGAAAAGAGAGAGCGAGAGAGAGAGUGAGGGAAAAAUGAUGAUAGGAGAUGUAGAAAAAAUGGUUGCUAUCGGUCUCGUUUGGGGCGCCACCAAUGUUCUGAUGCGCCGCGGCGCUCUUCUCUGGGACCAAGCUCUCAAAUCUUCCUCUGAUUCAACUAAACCCUUUUCCUCCCUCCGUCGAUGGCUCAAGCUCUUCUCUAUUUGGCAGUACACUCUCCCUUUUUUUCUUAAUCUCACUGCCUCUGCUACCUUCUUCACCAUUCUAAGCCAUGCCCCAAUAUCUCUCGCCGUUCCGGUCACCAACGCUACUACUUUUGCUGAUGCUGUUUUCGGAAUGCUCCUUGGCGAGGCCACUCGUGUCGGGUACGCUCUGUUUGGUACCACUCUCAUUGGUUUCGGCGUAUGGCUUUGCAUUAACUAAUGCUGAUUUCUCAAUCGCAGAAUUUAGGUUUUCUUGUAAUUUUUCUCUUUCUAGAGAUGUAUGAUAUGAAUCUGUCCAAAGUAGCCCUGCUGAAUUUUACUCUGACAUUAACUGUAGUGAAAUUGGGAUGUGUUUAGUCUCUUCAAAUUCGAAAAUGAUUUGUUUAAUGCACUGAAAGAGAGCUGGUUGUUUUGAUGACGGGUCGAAGAAUUAGAAACUUGAGAGGAUGGACAUGGUUGUGAGUUCCUAUGCCAACUUUCUAUCCAACUCUUUUUAUCUACU
Messenger RNA from Cucumis sativus (cucumber), 730 nucleotides. Its product is annotated as transmembrane protein 234 homolog. Lineage: Eukaryota; Viridiplantae; Streptophyta; Magnoliopsida; Cucurbitales; Cucurbitaceae. The record is from RefSeq and is a predicted model, not a curated record.